This is a messenger RNA of Linum tenue, 4257 nucleotides long. Lineage: Eukaryota; Viridiplantae; Streptophyta; Magnoliopsida; Malpighiales; Linaceae. The record is from the annotation of a GenBank genome assembly.
GGACGGGCUCCUCUUUCUAGGUACCAAUCUGCGCUGGUCAAAUCUCUUUCUGUCUGUAUUCCUCAUUCGCCAACGUGGCUGAAUAGAACAGCCUUUUGCUGUGAUUGAUUUCGCCGAUUGCUGAUUUCUUUAAGCUUCUGAUUCUGCUUCUGCCUUCUACGUAUCAAAGGAAUUCACGAUAAUGGCGGUUUAGGUGCUUCUGUGGUUAGGGUUUUGGUAAAAUUUCCGAGAAGAAAUGAAAGGCGGAAGUGCCGCGAAGCUGAUCGUUGAUGCGCUUCUACAGCGAUUUCUUCCCCUUGCUCGGCGCCGUAUCGAAACGGCUCAAGCUCAGGAUGGGCAAUACCUUCGACCAUCAGACCCUGCUUAUGAGCAGGUAUUAGAUUCCCUAGCUAUGAUUGCCCGGCAUACUCCAGUUCCUCUCCUAGAGGCUCUUCUUAGAUGGAGGGAGAGCGAAUCUCCUAAAGGUGCAAAUGAUGCAUCUACAUUCCAAAGAAAGCUAGCUGUGGAGUGUAUUUUCUGCUCAGCGUGUAUACGAUUUGUGGAGUGCUGCCCACAGGAGGGACUUACAGAGAAGCUGUGGUCAGGGCUUGAGAAUUUUGUGUUCGAUUGGUUAAUUAAUGCUGACAGGGUUGUUAGUCAGGUUGAAUAUCCCUCAUUGGUAGAUUUGCGUGGCCUUCUCUUGGAUCUGGUUGCUCAACUCCUUGGGGCCUUAUCUCGCAUCAGGUUUAGCUCAGUAACUGAGCGCUUUUUCAUGGAGCUAAAUACACGUCGGAUUGACACUAGUAUGGCCCGAAGCGAAACGCUCAGUAUUGUCAACGGAAUGCGAUACUUGAAACUUGGGGUUAAGACUGAGGGGGGCCUAAAUGCAUCAGCUUCUUUGUGGCCAAAGCAAAUCCCUUGAACCGUGCUCCACACAAGCGCAAAAGUGAGCUCUACCAUGCACUCUGUAAUAUGCUCUCGAACAUCCUAGCUCCACUGGCAGAGGGUGGAAGAAACCAAUGGCCACCAUCAGGGGUACACAAUGCACUUACUCUAUGGUAUGAGGCUGUUGGCCGAAUAAGGAUGCAACUUAUACAUUGGAUGGACAAGCAAAGCAAGCAUAUAGCUGUUGGCUACCCACUUGUUACCCUUCUUCUCUGUCUCGGUGAUCCUCAAAUAUUUCACAGCAACCUAAGCCCACACAUGGAGCAACUUUACAAGCUGUUAAAGGACAAGAAUCAUCGUUUCAUGGCUCUGGACUGCCUUCAUCGAGUUUUGAGGUUUUACUUGAGUGUUCAUGCAGCUAGUCAGCCCCAGAACCGUAUAUGGGACUACCUUGACAGUGUAACUUCACAGCUCUUAGCUGUGGUAAGGAAAGGAACUCUUACGCAAGAUGUACAACAUGAUAAACUUGUUGAGUUCUGUGUAACGAUUGCGGAGCAUAACCUUGAUUUUGCCAUGAACCAUAUGAUAUUAGAGUUGCUAAAACAGGAUAGUAGUCCAAGCGAGGCAAAAGUUAUUGGUCUUCGUGCUUUGCUUGAUAUUGUCAUGUCACCUUCAAGUCCAUAUGUUGGCUUGGAAAUUUUUAAAGGACAGGAUAUUGGCCACUACAAUACCCAAAGUUGAGGGCAGCGAUUGAGUCAAUUUUGAGGUCUUGUCAUAGAGUUUACAGUCAGGCACUUUUGACAUCUUCAAAAACAACCAUAGAUGCUGUAACCAAGGAGAAGUCCCAAGGGUACCUCUUUCGUUCUGUAUUGAAGUGUAUACCCUAUUUGAUAGAAGAAGUUGGUCGAAGUGAUAAGAUCUCUGAAAUCAUUCCUCAACAUGGAAUAAGUAUUGAUCCUGGUGUCCGAGAAGAGGCUGUACUGGUAUUGAACCGGAUUGUUAAGUACCUUCCUCAUCGCCGAUUCGCAGUAAUGAGAGGAAUGGCGAACUUUAUUCCUUCGGCUUCCAGAUGAAUUCCCUCUUCUCAUUCAGACGUCAUUGGGACGUUUGUUGGAUCUCAUGCGUUUUUGGAGAGCUUGUUUGAUUGAGGAUAGAUUAGAUAUUGGUGUUGAUGAUACGAAGCGAGUGCCGCAGAGAAAUUCAGGAUUUAAAAAAUCUUCUUUCCAAUCCGACUGAAGCGAUUGACUUUCAUGCAUCAGACAUAGAUGCUGUUGGAUUAAUCUUUCUUAGUUCUGUAGAUAGCCAGAUUAGACAUACAGCACUGGAGCUACUGCGCUGUGUCCGUGCCUUGUGGAAUGAUAUAGCAGACCUGACAGUGUACACGCAGCUGGAUCUUAACUUGAGAACCGAACCAAUAUUUGUUAUUGAUGUCCUAGAAGAACAUGGGGACGACAUAGUUCAGAGCUGCUAUUGGGAUUCUGGGCGUCCAUUUGAUCUGAGACGAGAGUCUGAUGCAAUUCCUCCUGACGUGACUCUACAAUCUAUCAUUUUUGAGAGUCCAGACAAAAAUAGGUGGGCCAGGUGUCUGAGUGAACUAGUUAAAUAUGCUGCUGAGCUUUGCCCAAGCUCUGUUCAAGAAGCAAAAGUGGAGGUAGUUCAACGCCUUGCCCAUAUUACUCCAACUGAUUUAGGUGGCAAGGCUCAGUCGCUAGACGGAGACAACAAACUUGACCAGUGGCUCAUGUAUGCAAUGUUUGCAUGCUCUUGUCCCCCAGAUAGUAAAGAAUCUGGUGGCUUUCAAGCGGUGAAAGAUCUCUACCAUCUUAUUUGCCCGUCAUUAAGAUCUGGUUCUGAAGAACAUACAUGCAGCUACAAUGGCUCUUGGGCGCUCACAUUUGGAAGCAUGUGAAAUCAUGUUCAGUGAGCUCUCAUCUUUUGUUGACGAGGUUUCUCUGGAGACCGAGGCAAAGCCGAAGUGGAAGGUUGAAUUCAAGUUUAGUUUCAUGAUCGUGGAGACUUGACUCCAAUUUCCUACUCAUGCUUGUGCAGAGUCAAAAAUCACGCAGGGAAGAGCUCCGUCUACACAUUGCAAAUAUUUACCGCACUGUUGCUGAAAACAUCUGGCCUGGAAUGCUUAAUCGCAAACCUGUUUUCCGUCUUCAUUAUCUGAGGUUCAUCGAUGACACAACCAGGCAGAUCCUAACAGCUCCCACUGAGAACUUUCAGGAGAUGCAGCCUCUUCGGUAUGCUCUUGCAUCUGUUAUAAGAUUCCUUGCCCCUGAAUUUGUUGACUCGAAAUCAGAGAAAUUCGACCUCAGAACCAGAAAGCGGCUGUUUGAUCUUCUCCUGUCCUGGAGUGAUGACACUGGUAGUUCGUGGGUGCAAGAUGGCGCUAGUGAUUAUCGACGUGAAGUUGAACGGUACAAGUCUUCCCAACAUUACAGGUCAAAAGACUCUGUCGACAAAAUUUCAUUCGAUAAAGAUUUGAGUGAGCAGAUCGAGGCAAUCCAGUGGGCCUCCAUGAAUGCUAUGGCUUCACUCUUAUAUGGACCUUGUUUUGAUGACAAUGCAAGGAAAAUGAGUGGUCGGGUUAUAUCUUGGAUCAACAGUUUGUUUAACGAUCCUGCACCUAGGGCUCCAUUUGGUUACUCUCCAACUCCGUCUCACUCCAAAUACACAGGGGAAAGUGCACGUGGAGUUGCUGGUCGUGAUAGACACAGGGGCAGCCAUCAUCGUGUUGUGCUGGCAAAAUUAGCUUUGAAGAAUCUUCUUCUUACGAAUUUGGAUCUCUUCCCGGCUUGCAUUGACCAGUGCUAUUACUCUGAUGCUGCUAUUGCCGAUGGCUACUUCAGUGUUCUAGCUGAGGUCUAUAUGCGCCAAGAGAUACCAAAAUGCGAAAUACAGAGGCUUCUGAGCCUGAUCCUCUACAAAGUGGUGGACCCAAAUAGGCAGAUUCGUGACGAUGCCCUUCAGAUGCUGGAGACACUUUCUGUUCGCGAGUGGGCUGAGGAUGGGAUGGAAGGUUGUGGGGGGUAUCGAGCCGCUGUUGUGGGCAAUCUCCCUGACUCCUACCAACAAUUCCAGUAUAAGCUUUCAUGCAAACUAGCCAAAGACCACCCAGAAUUAAGCCAGCUUCUUUGUGAGGAGAUAAUGCAGAGGCAACUUGAUGCUGUCGACAUAAUUGCACAGCAUCAGGUGUUAACCUGCAUGGCCCCUUGGAUCGAAAACCUUAAUUUCUGGAAACUCAAGGACUCAGGGUGGAGCGAGAGAUUACUGAAGAGCCUUUAUUACGUCACGUGGCGUCAUGGGGAUCAGUUUCCGGAUGAAAUCGAGAAACUGUGGAGCACAAUUGCUAGCAAAGCAGGAACAUCAGUCCAGUUUUGGAUUUCUUAA